GACGACUGCGCCCGCGGAUUGCAAGGCCCCGUCUCCCUCCGUGCCGCGUUUCUUUUUUGGUUCGGCGCCAUGCGGCGCGGACCCGGGCUGGCGGGCCUGAUGAAAGGCCGGGAGCAGCAGAGCGCCCUAAGCGCGGUGGGGGAGCAGAUGGAGGCGGACAAAACGCAGCAAGCCACCGCUCUACUGCAGUCCCUGCAGACUGCCCUCCAGUCCUUUGCGGCCAAGCACCGCAGCCGCAUCAACUCGGACCCCAAGUUCCGGCAGUCCUUCUGCGAGAUGUGCAUGGCUGUGGGGGUGGACCCUUUGUCCAGCUCCAAGGGGCUUUGGGACGAGCUACUGGGGGUGGGCCAAUUCUACAACGACCUCUCGGUUCAGGUGCUGACGCUGUGCCUGCGCACCCGCGACGAGAACGGGGGACUGCUGGAUUUGGGGCAAUGUUUGGCACAGCUCCGCAAGGGAGCUACGCGGGAGGUGUCUCAGGAGGACGUGGAGCGGGCCGUGGAGUGCCUGGCACAGCUGGGCCCCGGGGUAUCCAUCCGCAUUUGCGGCCGCCGGCCGCUGAUUUGCUCCACCGUGGAGGCGCGAAGCCGCGACUUCUCGAAGCCAUUUGAGACCUAG
Molecule: messenger RNA, 618 nt
Organism: Effrenium voratum
Lineage: Eukaryota; Dinophyceae; Suessiales; Symbiodiniaceae
Source: the annotation of a GenBank genome assembly